Molecule: messenger RNA, 286 nt
Organism: Ambispora leptoticha
Lineage: Eukaryota; Fungi; Glomeromycota; Glomeromycetes; Archaeosporales; Ambisporaceae
Source: the annotation of a GenBank genome assembly
GUCCAGUUCUUUACUCCAAUCAUAUUAUUCCAGUCAGGUUUUUUUUGGUCGAUUUAUGUGUCACUUGCCGGAUUAUGUGAAUAUUUUGAAUUAGAUCCAAUUCUUUACUCCAAUCAUGUAUUUCAGUCAGCCAGGUUGCAUGAACAUCUUGAAUUAGGUUUAAUUCUUUAUUCGAUCCAGCUGGGUCUUUUUUGGUCAAUUUAUGUGUCACUUGUUAUUACAGCUGGGUUAUGUGAAUAUUUUGAAUUAGGUCCAAUACUUUACUCUAAUUAUGUAUUUCAGUCAG